UGUCGGGGCGCUCGGCUGCGCGUGCUGCCUCCCCCUGCCUGGGCUGCGGCGCCCAGAGGGGCUGCGGGGCACCGGGCGGCGCAGCCGGCAUCGCGGCGGGCUCGGGCUGAGUCCGGGGCGGGCGAGUCUGUGCCGACCAUGGCUGCCGGCCCGGACCGGGGCGGGCGAGGGGGCUGGCGUCCAGCGGAAGGAGAGAACACGGAACGGGCUCGGGGACCCUCCGGGCAAUGCGGGGCGCGUGGCGGGGGGCGCAGAGAGGAGCUGGUGGGUGAUGGGAAGUGCAGUGACAGCAUAACCAUGUCUGGUAAAUAGAGCCGGUUGGUAGGACCCAAAUCACUUGCGACGGCCGGGCAGGGUUCCCCCCCCGGCUCGGAAUGAAAACGGCUUUUCGGCAGAGCAGGGCUUUUCCGCCUCCCUGGGGCCGUGGGCUGCCGGGGUGACCCCGCUCUUAGGAGGGAGGAAGCCAAGAUCUGGGGCAGCAGCCUACUCCCCACCCCCAGUGUUUAGGUUCCAGUGUUUUCCGAAGGAGAUCGAGCCUAGGAGCUCCCUCGGAUCCUAGGGGCAAAACAGCUGGGCUGCGCUCUGGCCCGCCGCUAGAGCCCCCUCCGGAUCGGGCAGGAGGGGGUUAAGGUGGCGCUGACUGCCGCGGCCAGCUGGUGGGUCUGAUCCACUCGCUCGGAGCCGAGCGCGGAGCGCGCCCGGCGGAGUCCCGGCCGGAGCCCGGGGCGAUGGGGAGAGGCCCCGGACCCCUCCCCGCCCUGGGGCCGGCAGGAUUGGGCCGGCAGGGGGCCAGCCCGGAAGCCGGCUUCCUCCAGGCUCCCCCCUCUCGCUGCUGCCAAGCCGCCUCGAAGCCAGGCUGACUUGAGCCUUGGUUCUGUGCUCACUGCCGAGGAGACGACGUGAGGGAUUUUGUCUUGGGGAGAAAUCGGUGGUCGAGCGCCUGCCCAGUUCAAAUGCCACCGCGCCCGGAGGGAGGCCUGCAGUUUAGGGAUCCCUGAAGGAGAGCAACGUCACACCUCCUGAGGACAGCCAGGAGGACUCUGGCUUUUGCUGAGCAUUGCAUCUUGCCUCCUUCCUUUCAAAGGCUCCAGACCCAAUCUCGGCUGUCCUCGAGUCCUGCGUGCCCUUGACCAGGCAUCCCACUGCCCCUCCAGCCCAGCCCAGCCCAGGAGCUCACCUCCAGGACCUGGAGCCUACCCUCCUGCCCAGAAUGACUCACCAUUAUUUCUAGCUCAAGUGAGAAGACGUGAUGGGGAAUCAGGCUGCCUGUUUGUGUAUCUAGGAUUCCUGCAGCAUCGGAUCAGUUCUGCAAGGAAGAGAGCUGCAGAUUCCUGCCUUGCCAGCCAAGCGGGGCUAUCUCUCUGGCUCUCAGAGAGACCUGGGGGCUCCCCUGCAGGAGUGCAGGCCGAUGCUGCUGUGUUUCCUGGGGCCGUAAGCAGCGCCCUGAGCUCCCUGCCGCCAGGCAGCUAGAAGGCGUAGCGAGAGGCGCUUCUCUUGGUUCCAAUUAUGACAGUGGCCACCGGAGACCCAGUGGAUGAGGCCGCUGCCCUCCCUGGGCACCCGCAGGACACCUAUGACCCAGAAGCAGACCACGAAUGCUGUGAGAGGGUGGUGAUCAACAUCUCAGGGCUGCGGUUUGAGACCCAGCUAAAGACCUUAGCCCAGUUUCCAGAGACCCUCUUAGGGGACCCAAAGAAGCGGAUGAGAUACUUUGACCCUCUCCGGAAUGAGUACUUUUUCGAUCGGAACCGCCCAAGCUUUGAUGCCAUUUUGUACUACUACCAGUCUGGGGGCCGGUUGAGGCGACCCGUGAAUGUGCCCUUAGAUAUAUUCUCCGAAGAAAUUCGGUUUUAUGAGCUAGGAGAAGAAGCAAUGGAGAUGUUUCGGGAAGAUGAAGGCUACAUCAAAGAGGAAGAGCGUCCUCUACCCGAAAAUGAAUUUCAGAGACAGGUGUGGCUUCUCUUUGAAUACCCAGAGAGCUCAGGGCCUGCCAGGAUUAUAGCUAUUGUAUCUGUCAUGGUGAUCUUGAUCUCAAUCGUCAGCUUCUGCCUGGAGACGUUGCCCAUAUUCCGGGAUGAGAAUGAAGACAUGCAUGGCAGUGGAGUGACCUUCCAUACCUAUUCCAAUAGCACCAUCGGGUACCAGCAGUCCACUUCCUUCACCGACCCUUUCUUCAUUGUAGAGACCCUCUGCAUCAUCUGGUUCUCCUUUGAGUUCUUGGUGAGGUUCUUUGCCUGUCCCAGCAAAGCCGGCUUCUUCACCAACAUCAUGAACAUCAUUGACAUUGUAGCCAUCAUCCCCUACUUCAUCACCCUGGGAACAGAGCUGGCUGAGAAGCCAGAAGAUGCUCAGCAGGGCCAGCAGGCCAUGUCACUGGCCAUCCUUCGAGUCAUCCGGUUGGUAAGAGUCUUUAGGAUUUUCAAGUUGUCCAGACACUCCAAAGGUCUUCAGAUUCUAGGUCAGACCCUCAAAGCCAGCAUGAGAGAAUUAGGCCUCCUGAUAUUCUUCCUCUUCAUCGGGGUCAUCCUCUUCUCUAGUGCUGUCUAUUUCGCAGAGGCCGAUGAGCGAGAGUCCCAAUUCCCAAGCAUCCCGGACGCCUUCUGGUGGGCAGUCGUCUCCAUGACAACUGUAGGCUAUGGAGACAUGGUUCCAACUACUAUUGGGGGAAAGAUCGUGGGUUCCCUAUGUGCAAUUGCAGGUGUGUUAACCAUUGCCUUACCUGUCCCCGUCAUAGUGUCCAAUUUCAACUACUUCUACCACCGGGAGACAGAGGGAGAGGAACAGGCCCAGUACUUGCAAGUGACGAGCUGUCCAAAGAUCCCAUCCUCCCCUGACCUAAAGAAAAGUAGAAGUGCCUCUACCAUUAGUAAGUCUGACUACAUGGAGAUCCAGGAGGGGGUAAACAACAGUAACGAGGACUUUAGAGAGGAAAACUUGAAAACAGCCAACUGCACUUUGGCUAAUACAAACUAUGUGAAUAUUACCAAAAUGUUAACUGAUGUCUGAUUGAACCCUAUUCACAUACUCCCAGCUCAAUGGAACUAAUGCAGAUAUCGCAUAAUAGCCUGCAUUGUAGUCAGUGUGUUCUACAGUGUGUAUCUGGUUCUGCAUGGAAAGCAAUAGUCGUGCAAGUGACUUUUGAUCUUUUGAUUUUUGAUUUAGAACACAGAAUAUGUAUCCAUGGCUUUCAUGCAAAUCUUCAUCACCGGCUUAGGGGUUUCCAAAGAUGGGAGUCACCUAUGGAAGCCAGGAUUUCAGAAGGACACAUUGAGGCCACCUCAUAGCAAAUACAGAACCUACCACAUCAGUGUCACCUUUUCUUCCUAAUGAAAUGCACACGGCAUCUCGCAGAUGCAAUUCCCCCCACCACCCCACUUGAGCCUACCUCCCCCUUCACAGAGGAAAACCACGGUAGCUUAGCUUUAAAGUUCUGGUAAUUAUUCGAAAGGUCUUUCCCAUUUUUGCAUUGAAAAGAACACACAGUGCUGUGUGUUGGAAUUAAUUUCUGUGUCACAGGCUGGGGGGUUGUGAAAUGCAGUUGCCAAGCAGACGCUCCGGAGGCUUGUGUUUCAUAACGGAAAAUACUGCAUUUGGUUUUUUCUCUGCAGUGUCGAUGUGAGGGAAGCCCAGGGGAGGGACAGUUAGGAUGACCGAAUAUGAGUUGUCAGGUUUCACAUUUGCUCCCUUAACGCUACUGGGAGAAGCUAACAAACCAAGGGACCUCUCAGCUUCAGAUUUCACCAUUUUUGCAGGCUUCGGGGUCACAAAAACAUGUCUGAUUUCUUCGUUACACUGGAGGUUGCAGGCAUCUGCUUUCCUAGUGCUGGGGCCCAGCUACACUGACACUGCAGUGAAAUUUACCAGUGAUGCGAUAGAGCUGCAUGGGUGUUUGUUGCAUGAAUCUCAAUAUUUAAAACACAGGAGAUAACCUAUUUUCUUAGUAGCCUACACAGUAUUCAUAUUUAGAGUAUUAAUAGCCUAGGAAUGGCGUUGAACGAGGGUUGUCUUUUUUUUCCCAUCAGAAUACAAAAGCCCUCAAUCAGGAGAAAAAAAAUAGACUGUUUGGAGUGGGGAACCAAAACUUCUGGCCCUCCAGCCCACCCCAUCCCUGUUCUUCCAAAUGGGGGCACACAGCUCUGCAAAGCCAGGAGAGUGAGCAGGGAAAGCAGUGUCUAAACACCUCACGUGACUGCACCUUAGGAAUUAACCUAGUCAUGGGCAUGACUGUAUAGCUGACUGGGGCAUCUCGUCCUGAGGAAAUGUGGAUCUGUGGAUCCAGUGUAUAUAAAUAUGUACCGAGAAUCUCUUUCACGAAUUCCUCUACCUAGCUAGCUAUAGAAAAAAUUGCAUUUGAACCUUGUAUAAGCUUAUGCAAUAUUUUUGACACAGGGCAAUAUAUGCAUGUGUUUGACUAUGUGCACUAGAGUGUGUAUAUAUAUAUAUACACACACAUAUAUAUAUAUACAUAUAUAUACAUACAUACGUGUGUAUAUGUAUAUAUGCACACAUACAUAUAUAGUCAUUCUCUGGAGUUCAGGUUCAGGAGCAAAUCCACUGCUUGGUGGGUUGGUUGUCUCAGAGGCCUAAUGGGUUAAUUUGUCUCAUUGGUCAUCCCACUGGGCCUAGGUUUGCUGCCAUUGCCUCAGACACUCCAGUCUUCAUGGAUUCUUAGAUGUUCGAAUUGUCUUUCUGCCCUCCAUGUGCUGCAGCUUCAGUUUCUCAUGGCUGAAGCUUGUCUUACUGAGUGCACAAGGGCCCUAGGGCCCUCACAGCUCCAGCUGUCCUGGGCCAGACCCAACCCAGGCCUCCUCUCUACAGCCCAUCAUCUUCAUCACCUCCAUUCUCGUCUUUCCCCACCCUGUCCGGUUUUUAUUUAAGACGUAGAAUGUAUUUACCAAUAUAGAACAUACACAAGAGACCUACAUAUACCAUGAACGAAGACACAACCUGCAACUCUGAUGCAAAAUACACAAAACCAACAUGGUCAUUUGCCUCUGCAUCUGUCACUUUCAUGAAUCUUUCCCCAAAGAGCCAGAAUGGAUCACCUGCUUUGAAACCAAGGACACUAAGGAGGAGGGCUCCUGGGGACCCAAUUCCACAGGUCUGGGCUGAAAGGAAACCUCCUCUAUGUGAAAAUUUCUGAAGUUCAGGACCAAGGGAUGGAAUCCCUAGUCGAUCCACAGGCGUCAUGUUCUCUCAAGCUCUCUCCGCAUUAAACUGGCAACCAGGGCUGCUUAAGAAACCAAAGCCUGGGCACAGAAUCAUUCCCCACCGCCAGAACGGGCUGAGAGUGAAAAAGCACUGCAUAGCCUAAAGGUAGAGUUCAGCUGGCCCUGGAAUACAUGGAGGUGGGGAAGCUUUUGCCUCACAAACUGGGCUUCUUUGCCUUUCAACAUAAUAGAUUAAAUUUCCCAAACACAGCGAGUUGUGUGGUCAGGCUGCCCAGCCAUGACUCCAGCCCCGGCCUCACUGUUGGCUCUUCAGCACCUACAGUUAACCUGGGGGGGUGGGGCACCAGCCCAGGGUGCUCACUAGUUCCUGGUCACCCACAUCCCCAGGGGUCUGCAGGGUAUCCCAGGCCCAGCGCGAAGCCUCUGUGCUUCUCUUCCUCUCCUAUAUGGGAGGUGGUGCUGCAUUUCCAAGACAUAGGGUGGAGGGACGCAGACCUUGGGAAAAUAGAUGGUAAGACAAUGCAUACCUAAGGCCGAGGUUGUGGGGUAGAUGUUUUAUCCCAGUGUCCUUGACCUGGGACUAUAAAAUGUUCACCCACACCGGCACACAGACAUGCACACCCAUCACAAAAGAGAUCUACAUUGUUGCCAUACACAAAUACAAAACAUGCACCACACAUGCAGAUACACAGAGACCAAAUUAAUGAAAAGGGCACUCAAAAGAUAUACGGUUAUACCUAUAUCCAGAAUACACACACUCAGCACAGACACGGGAUGUACUUACCAAUACGGAACAUAUACAGAUACCUACGUACACCACGUACAAACCUGCAACUCAGAUGCAAAACACACAGAAACUACAUGGACACAUGGGUAUACAUACAGGAUACACAAAAGAUACUUUACUAUUAUUUCUGCACACAAAAUACAAACUCGGUUUGUACACACAAUACAUUUAUUCACAUUACGCACACAAAAUACAGCACACACACCCAAGAACACACACACACACCACACAUGAAAUGUGUACAUAUACUCAGAUCCAUUGUUCUGCCUCCAUAGCUAUAAAUUAAUAGGCAUAAACAAAAGAUCAGAUUUAAUCAUCUUUCCCUAACCUGCGUCUCUCCCCCUCAAUAUCCUUCAGGAAAUCUCUUCCUCUAGUCUUUUCCCCCGCCUCACUCCUAGAUUUCAGAAAAAUAACCCCAAGGUUUAAGGCAAAAUAUGGACCAGCAUCGUCAAGCAGAUCUCUGAUUAAGACUGGGAAUCUCAUAGGGUUUCUACCUGUUCACCUUCCUCCCACCAGAAACCCUGGUGCCAAGCAUGGAAGGACCUGGGACAGCUGACGGUCCAUUAAUAUACACCUCCUGGCCCCGUCCUUUCUUUCAAAGCAAGUGCACACAGACAACCCAAUAGCCCAGUCUCCCCUGCUCCCAACCCCUGGGAUCUCUGGAUUCAACCCCGUCCUCUUGAAAGCAGUGGUGGCUCAAGAAACUGCAGGGUCGUAGGCCCAGAACCAGAGGGAGGAUGCUCCCAACAUUCCCUCAGCCCACAGACCUUAUUGCCCCUCCAUCCCCAGUGUCUUUGUCAGGGGGCUCAGUCAGAAAGUCGAGGCCAUAUGUAGACUUGUCUCUUAAAAUGAGUCACCUUUACUUGCUUGUGGCAUCUCACUUGCUCUUGGGCAUAAGCCCAAUGGAGUCAACUCCUGAGUCCCCUCUAUGGGUGUGCAAUGCCAGGCAGGCUUCUUCCCCUGCCCCGGCUCCACCUGGUUGCCUUGCCUCCCAUCCAAUGGCUGUACCUUGAGGAAACACACACCAAUUCAGCUUAAGUGAAACCUGAUUAAGGACUUAAACCUAAUGUUACACAAGCAAACAGCAUCUUUUUUUCAGAAGACCUGAUUUGUAUCCUAUAUUCUAAGGCCAGAUUGAAAUGCUUUGUAAGAUUACACGCUGUUUUGGGUUACACACAGAGCUGGCUCUUCCCUCUAGUAGGACUAGCUGAGAGCUGGGUGCGUUUUAGCAAAGGCUUCACCUCAGAUGGAAGUUGGGGGGUUGAAGUCAGGCAUCAGAUCAGGUCUCUACUCCUGCGGCCAUCCAGGGUGUGCCCCACGCUUCCCUCCUAAAGAUAGUCAAGCUCCCAGUCUCCACGGAGGAAGCAACAGCCACAGGAAAUGAGCGUGUGGGUCCAAAUCUGCACAUUCAGUGCAACAUGCUGGGCCUUUCAAGUGUUUUCAAGUCAGGAUACCAAUUUUCCCUUUAGCUUCAGCAGGUGUCUCCAUGGGCUCAAACUUUCAAGGAAGUUGGAGUUCUCAGGAGUCUACAGAGAAGGAAGUCCAGGAGAGGUGGAGAGGUUGUCAGGAAGAAAGAGUACCUGAGCUAGUCAUAUUUCAGAAUUAACUUUUCAGGAGCUGAAAUGUACCGAAGGUCAUAAUGAAGGCACUGUGCUUCCUGAAGCUUCUGUGGUGUUUGACACACUCUUCCUUCCUCUCUGCUUCCCUCUGCUCCUCUCAGCUGGGCCUCGGAGGAUGGAGUAGGCAUGAAACCAGGAGGUUAGCCCUGAAAGGGGGCCCCAAGUGAGUGUGCCUCCAGACUCCAUUGGUCUGGUGUGGAAAGGGCUGCCAGGAAAGCUUUGUUGAGUCUCCAGCCUGGGGGCUCAUGUGGCCACCCCGUGUGGAGAGGGCUGCAGGAUUAGCUUGUCCUGUCUGCUCUCCCUGGAUCUCUCACUCCAUUGUAGUGAGGUCUUUGGCCAACUUCCUUAAUCACGGUCAACCAUAAAGUAUCAGCGCCACGCGCAGUUGAGAGAGGGCAGGCUGGGGGUUCAGUGCUGCCAACAGUAGCAGAGAAGAGAGGUGGAGGCUGACUUUCCCCAAAGGAAACUAUAGGACAGUUUGCAAAUUGCAUAUGAGGGUAGCACCAGACCCCCCCCACCCCCGCCCAUGGCAGGUGGGAGGAGUACACUGCUUUGAAUUGUUUACCCAGGGGUGGGGAUGGUGAACCCUGCUCCAGCUCUGGCUCUCCUAGGGCCCAUUGUCAUAACAGCCUCCGUCUGGGUGAUGGCUGCCUGGUCUGAGAGGGCUGGUCUACGUAGGGUGUAAUUUCCAGGGUGCUCCUUGGUUACACAAUGGAGGCUUGCCCAGCCUUGACAAAGUGUCCAUUGCCAGGUAUGAACCCAUGACCUCAAACUCAUUAACAUCAUUAGCCACCUGCAGAGCCAACUAGCAGAGCGCUGGAUGCUGGGAGGUGUCCAAACGGCUAAUGUGACCAUUAUCUUGAUCCUAAGACUUGGCCCUUGUUGAGACCAGCCCUGUUCUCUCAUCAAAGCAGCAAGCAGGGACAGGUGGAGGUAAGUGAUCCCUGACAAGCUGGGAUGGGUCUCUUCCUCAAACAAACCUAGUUCACUUUUCCCUUCUUUCUGCUUCCUUUCCCACCAAAGUUCAGCUCCAUCUCUCAUAGUUUAUUUUUUAAAGAGGAAACGUGCAAUAAACUAAAUAGUGACUGUUUUCUUUAGCAAUAGUUAUCUCAAAAUCUUGUUCUCAGGACUGAAAAGCGAUAGUACCCGGAUGCUCAGAUAAUGCCCUUGGCUUCUGGGCAUUAGUUCACCGUCUCUGUAGUUCCCUCUUCUUCCCACAUGGUCAUAUGACUCCUGCCCUCUGAGGCUCUGACCCUCCUUUGGAAUGUAAACAUACACAUCUGCACAAGGAAGGUCGGGAGAAGGCUUUCUUUAUCUCUCUGGCUCUUCCCGUGUGCACCUCUCUGUGUCUCCGUGUGCAUCUCCGUCCCUCUCUCCCUGCCACCUGCCCCUUCCGCCUGCUCUCACAUGGCACUCUCACAACCUCCAGGCACUGAAACCUUGAGUCUGAGCGACCUCACACCAGGUCAUCUCAUGGGCUUAUGGUCAGACUGGCAGGGUGUAAUGGAAGCCUGCAGGAAAGCGCUUACCAAUAGAUAAGAAUAAAGCAUCCUGAGCCAUUACAGAAGAUCAUUUCCAUGCACUUAAAGCCAUCACUUGAUCCCUCUGUUUUCCUCCCUCCCCUCCCCUGGGAGAUGGAUGCUGGAGGAAUGUGGCCUGGAGGUUUGCACCUGGGAUGGGUAGCCUGGGCAGAUUUGGGGAAUUGCCCUCUGGCUGUCCUUCAAAACAAGCUGACUUGCUUAACCAAAGGGAUGCCAUGAGAGCUGCGGAGAGAAGCAAGUGUUUGUGGGCAGAGGUCUACAGGGAUAGUGUUCGUGGGUGGUUAGGGCAUGACAGUAGUGAAACGAAGACCCCCACCACCCAAGGUAGUGUACUGUUGCACAAAUAUCUACACACGUAACUGGGGACUUUAGAAGAGUCUCCUUUCCUGAAAAAAAUCUGUGCGGUUGAAUUCUCAGACUGGACAAUCGGGGAAGGCUGGCAACGCCAGGGUCCCAUCCCAUGCCUUUUCACUCUACCUUGCUCUAUACGUGCGUAUACAGCAAAACCUCAGUUAACUGAUGGGGAAAUGCUCAGGGAAGGGAGCCGUCUGGAUGGCUUUACAAUUAUGGUUUUUUGGGUGGGAAUGGGAAAACGUGUUUUGGUUCAACCUUUGUUAUGAAAAAAAAAAAAAAAAAAAAAAAAAACCUUU
Messenger RNA from Delphinapterus leucas (beluga whale), 9768 nucleotides. NCBI's taxonomy places the organism in Eukaryota, Metazoa, Chordata, Mammalia, Artiodactyla, Monodontidae. The record is from RefSeq and is a predicted model, not a curated record.